This is a messenger RNA of Chenopodium quinoa (quinoa), 2042 nucleotides long. RefSeq names its product DNA-3-methyladenine glycosylase 1-like. Gene Ontology annotation, cellular component: protein-DNA complex; nucleus. The record is from RefSeq and is a predicted model, not a curated record. The transcript has 3 exons. Gene Ontology annotation, molecular function: DNA-7-methylguanine glycosylase activity; DNA-3-methyladenine glycosylase activity; alkylated DNA binding. Gene Ontology annotation, biological process: DNA alkylation repair; base-excision repair; base-excision repair, AP site formation. NCBI's taxonomy places the organism in Eukaryota, Viridiplantae, Streptophyta, Magnoliopsida, Caryophyllales, Amaranthaceae. Bases 217 to 1347 code for a protein of 376 amino acids.
AAAAAACUUGCAAAUUAUAAGUAAGAAAAUUAAGUAAAUUAUUACAAAAAAAUUACCGACACAUACAAUACAAAUAAACAACACAUUUCAAGGAAAAUAAAAUGAGCUACAAUACAUUCGUGGAAUGGGGCAAAAAGCUAGUUUUUUAAUAAAAUGGGCUCCCUCUUCUCAAACACCUCCUAAGUUCAAUUAGCUGUAACACAGAAUCAUAAAAUCAUGAAAACUGCAUCCAUCACCUCUUCCGGAACCCCAUCAUCGGCCGCCGCUACCAACGACGCUGCCGAAGCUCUUUCGCCAAUGGCCGAUCCAAGCCACCAAAAUGCCGAAGACGAUAUUACUCCUGUCCUUUCUUCCGCCUCCGUCACUGCCACCGCUACUGCCACCGCUCCAGUUGUCCCAACUGCUGAAGUAGUCAAUCUACGACCGCCGGCAAAGCUCCCUUCUCGUCCGCGUAAACUUCGUAAAUUAUCCCCGGAAAAAUCUGAAUCGUCGAUGAAGAGCAGGAAUAACUGCAAAAUUGUCACUCGACCUCGAUUAAUUUCUGCAACCCACCAACGUUCUAUGUCGUGUGAGGGUGAAAUUGAGAAUGCUCUUAAUCAUCUUAGAACCGCGGAUUCAAAUCUUGCUAAGCUUAUUGACAUUCAUCCACCCCCGACAUUCGAUUCAUAUCAAACUCCUUUUCUUGCCCUAACAAAGAGUAUUUUAUACCAGCAGCUUGCUUACAAAGCCGGAACUUCAAUCUACUCUCGUUUUGUCGCUCUUUGUGGUGGUGAAUCGGGUGUUGUUCCGGCUACGGUUUUGGCAUUGACGCCUCAACAGCUUCGACAAAUCGGGGUUUCGGGCCGGAAAACGAGUUAUCUCCAUGAUUUAGCGAAGAAAUACCAAAAUGGGAUUCUCUCGGAUUCCGCCAUUAUCAACAUGGAUGAUAAAUCUUUGUUUACUAUGCUUACUAUGGUGAAUGGAAUUGGGUCUUGGUCUGUUCAUAUGUUUAUGAUUUUCGCUUUGCAUAGACCAGAUGUGUUGCCUGUUAAUGACUUAGGGAUUAGAAAGGGGGUUCAGUUGUUAUACGGUUUAGAGGACUUGCCUAGACCCUCUCAAAUGGACCAGCUUUGUGAGAAAUGGCGCCCGUAUCGGUCUGUGGCGUCUUGGUAUAUCUGGCGAUUUGUUGAGGCGAAAGGAGCUCCUACUUCUUCUGCUGUGGUUACUACACCUGCUGCUGGGAUGAGUUUGAUGCCGCAACAGCAAUUGUCGCCCCUACAGUCACCUCACCAGCAACAACAAUCGCAACACCAGCCACAGUUUCUUGAUCCCAUGAAUGGCAUUAUCAAUAUUGGUCAGUUGAGCUGAAUGAUCGCCUACAACAUUUUGUAAUUAACUCAUCUAACUCCGCUAAAGGAUGUUAUCCAUGAAAAUGAGGAAAGGGAAAGGCUUUGCUUAACUUGUUACCUAUGAAAGCCGCAUAACAGCUGAAGCCCCAAUAUUCUAAGGUUGGUGAUCAAGGAUGGGCAGGAAGGAAUUGAUUUGAUGAUUGAUACUUGCCUUAAUCAUGAUCUUUUGGAGACUCUGAAAUGAUGUAUCUAAUUUUAAUAUAUAUUGAAUUUUUUGGAUGUCUAGUUAAGUUUGUGUUUUUUGUAUUAAGAGCUUUAAUGGGUUGUAUGUCAUAGUAAAAGGUAUGUAUCAGAAUUUGGAAUAAAUUAAUUGUUAAAAAUUAUUGACUUGUGCAGGAAUUUGACAAUUAAGUAUUUAUUUUAAUAUUUUUUUUUUAUAAAUGUUUUUUAUUUGUACAUUAAAAGGUGUGUUUCGUAUGAUCAUAGGAUCCAUAAUAGAAUGAUCAUUAUUCAAAAUAAUAGAAUGGUAUCAAAAAAGUGAGGGGAGAAGAUAGGUGACCAUAAGUGUUGUUAAUCUGUUAUUAUGAAUAGUUUGGUUGAUAACAGAAAUGAUUCAAAAUUCUAAUUUACUUUUUGUUGUAUGAAUUUUUUUUUGUUAAUUAAUUUUAUAUUGUAGCAGAUAUGUUGGUAACUUGUUUUCAAUUAAAACUUAAU